UAAAGCCGGAAGGAUGGCACAGAAUUUGUCGUUCUCUAUCGCCAAUAUUCUUCGCUCGGACUUCCCUCCACCUUCUCAGAUCAGACAAGUACCGAGGUGUCUUUACUUAGAACGUCUAGCUGAAAGCAGAAAUUUGCCAUACGUCGCUCUGAGAUGCCAACUAGAUCGACGAGCUAGCUUCUGUAAUGAAACAGAAUUUUUUGCCAGAAAUUAUUACAGCGCGCACACAUUUCCUGUAAUAUCAGAGAAGGAUGCCAAGAUUCAAAACUCUGGUUAUAUCAGAGAACAACAAAGAAAGAAAGAUAUAUUGGCAGCUAACGGAAAUAAAAAGAUAGAGGAAGGUAAACGGAGCAGUGAACUGACUGGCACUGCUGCAAAAAGUGCAGUGAAAAAGAAACGGAAUCGAAGCCAUUUCACUCAGGUGCAGCUUAAGUAUUUGGAAGACGUAUUUACCCGCCAGCAGUACCUUACACGCGACGAACGCGCUCUGCUGGCGACUGCUUUAAACAUGACGGAGCUGCAGAUAAGAAACUGGUUUCAGAACAGGAGAUAUCAGUUGAGGCACCGAGGAUUAAACAGAGCCAGACAGGUUCCAGUCAAAGUACUGGUCAGCAGUAGUACAGGGCAGGAUUCUGAUGAUCGUAGCACGUGAUGUGCACGAGAUCUACACGUGGUGUUCAUGGGAUCUUGAUUCUGGGCUGUUUCAGUCAAAUGGCGACAACCUUUUUCUCUUCUCUGGAUUUGACUGAGGACUUGAGACUGCUUCUUCGCCAUAUUGAAUUAUCUUUGCAAGAAUUACUUGCUCUCUUAAAAUAUUUCUGAUUUAAUCAAGUUUACUUAGGUCAAAAUCAAUUAACGUUGAUGAAAACUUGAUUUAAAUGCAAGAUUUCCCAUCUUAAUGUUUUUGUCGUAGUGGGUCCUUCUAAUUAAAAGAAAUGAGAAGCUUGCUUAUUUCAUUAAAAAAUGAUUUAUAUUAAGA
Molecule: messenger RNA, 979 nt
Organism: Stylophora pistillata
Lineage: Eukaryota; Metazoa; Cnidaria; Anthozoa; Scleractinia; Pocilloporidae
Biological process (GO): regulation of DNA-templated transcription
Molecular function (GO): DNA binding; DNA-binding transcription factor activity, RNA polymerase II-specific
Source: RefSeq, a predicted model, not a curated record